AUGUCCGGUUUGAAAAAGGCCAUUAGGUUUUCCACCGAUGACCAAGAAAACACACGGCCGGGACAUGUUAGGAAGAUUUUCAACCUCAGAGUUGAAGAGCGUGCUGCACCCUUUUCCACUUGUGCAUUUCAGGUGAACGACAGCCGCGAGCAAAACCGACCCGGUAAACUUGGGCGAAAGCCUCGAUCUUGUGUGUCGAUCCGUGGAUCCAACAGGGCCGGUAAAACGCGCCUGGCGAAAUGGUACAUGCAUUUAGAUGACGAAGAAAAACAAAAACUCAUUGAAGAAGUCCAUGCGGUGGUAACGGUGAGGGAUGCAAAGCACACGAACUUUGUGGAAUUUCGCAAUUAUAAGAUUGUUUAUCGCAGAUACGCCGGUUUGUAUUUCUGUGUUUGCAUUGAUGUUAUGGAUAAUAGCCUCAUGUACCUCGAGGCUAUCCAUAACUUCGUUGAGGUCCUAAAUGAACUGUUCCACAAUGUUUGUGAACUGGAUCUGGUUUUCAACUUUUACAAAGUGUAUAGUGUCGUCGACGAAAUGUUCCUUGCUGGAGAGAUACGAGAGACCAGCCAAACGAAGGUCCUGAAACAGAUCUUGAUUGAAAUGUUACCCACCUCGCGGUUUCCGCCAUUCUCAAGGAAGCGCGGGGAGCAACACUCGUCUCGAUAG
Opisthorchis viverrini is the source of this 666-nucleotide messenger RNA. RefSeq lists its product as hypothetical. The coding region runs from base 1 to 666 and encodes 221 amino acids. NCBI's taxonomy places the organism in Eukaryota, Metazoa, Platyhelminthes, Trematoda, Opisthorchiida, Opisthorchiidae. The transcript has 4 exons. Gene Ontology annotation, molecular function: clathrin-cargo adaptor activity. Gene Ontology annotation, biological process: intracellular protein transport; clathrin-dependent endocytosis. Gene Ontology annotation, cellular component: intracellular membrane-bounded organelle; AP-2 adaptor complex; membrane coat. The record is from RefSeq and is a predicted model, not a curated record.